This is a messenger RNA of Chaetomium fimeti, 1758 nucleotides long. RefSeq lists its product as uncharacterized. Bases 1 to 1758 code for a protein of 585 amino acids. Gene Ontology annotation, molecular function: zinc ion binding; DNA binding. NCBI's taxonomy places the organism in Eukaryota, Fungi, Ascomycota, Sordariomycetes, Sordariales, Chaetomiaceae. Gene Ontology annotation, biological process: DNA-templated transcription. The transcript has 3 exons. The record is from RefSeq and is a predicted model, not a curated record.
AUGCUGCGGGAGCACUCCCACGGCGCGAACUAUAGCAGCAGCGUUCACUGGGCGGCCGUGCUAGACAGCAUCUCCGAGCUCAUUGACCACUGCGAAGAGAAGGAAAAGGAGAAAAAGCCAGCCCCACAUGACACCCCAAUGCCAUCACAACUUCCCGGCCCCCGUCUGCUCUAUGAACCCGUCAAGGUCACCAAAACCGACAUAUUGACAUCAAUGCCGGCUCGGCCCAUGGUCGACCGCAUGGUUGCGCGUUACUUUAAUGCGCUGGGAAUUGCGCCAGCUAUCCUCCACAGCGCCCAGUUCCUCCGACAGUACGAGAGCUUUUGGAGGGACCCAGUGGGCACGCCAUUUAUCUGGAUUGGCCUUUUGUUCAGCGUCAUCUGUCUCGCCACGCAGUUUCAGCAACCGGGCGAGGAAUUAGCUGAGGCAUCCUCGCUCAUGCAUAUCCACCAAUUCCACGAACGAAUCGUCCAGUGCCUGGUCCUGGGCCAAUACACUAGGGGCGGGCCAUAUGUCGUCGAAACCAUGAUCAACUACUGUGCCAGCGAGCUUUGCAUCACGAAGGACACCGACGUCGGCCCAUGGCUACCCCUGGGCAUCAUGGUCCCGCUCGCCGUGAGCCAAGGAUACCACCGAGACCCAGCGGGCUUCCCCAACAUAUCCCCUUUUGUCGGAGAGAUGCGGCGGCGCGUGUGGGCGGCCGUAGUGCAGAUGGACCUACGACUUUCCAACCAGAUGGGCCUGCCGCACCUCCUCAAGUCGACGCAGUGCAACACAGCAGAGCCACGCAACCUGUUCGACUGUGACUUCGACGAGGACACGGUCGAGUUACCCCCGUCCCGACCGGAGACUGAGAUCACGCCGGUGCUCUACUCCUUAGCCAAGAACAGGAUCGAUAAGAUCGGUGGUCCUAUCAGCGACAUGGCCGCCGACGCCCGCGGCUGCCCCUACACAGAUAUUAUGGCUCUAGAUAGGCAGCUACAGGAGGUAGAGACGUCACUACCGACCAUCUUCCGCUGGCAACCGCUCAGCCAAUCCUUCAUGGUGCCGCCGCAGGUCCUCAUGUUCCGCAUCUGGCUCCGGCUCGCCGUACUCCGGCUUGUCAUCUGGCUGCACCGCAAAUACCUCGCCCCCUCGUACAGCGAUGCACGCUACGAGUACUCCCGCAGCGCUUGCGCGCGAGCAUCCAUGGAGAUCCUCGAAUUUCAAGUGCUGCUGAACGAUGAAACGCGAGCCGGCGGCCAACUCCACCAGACGCGCUGGAUGCAGUCCUCUCUGAUGCACUCGACCUUUCUGUUGGGCAUGAGCGUGGCAUGCUACUAUAUGCAGCUCACCAGAACCGCGCUUCCGGAGGAGGCUCCGAACCUGGAAAUGCGCUCGCGAAUCCGGGACCUGCUCCGCGACACGUACCCACUCUGGCUGCGCUGCAGCGCCGGGUCCCGGGACGCGCGCGAGGCUGCUGAACGGCUGCGCCAGCUUCCGGAUCUGCAAGGCCACUUGAUGGAGGUGGAGGGCCAGGUGGCUGGGCAGGAGGCACCCCUUUCGGCGGUGCCGGCCUACUGGGAUAUUUUUCACCAGGGUACGGGUAGGCAUCAUGCAUUAGACGCGGCUCUGAUAGCCCAAGCCCAGCUCGGGGCGGCCGCUGAUUCAGACGUGGGCUUGGGACCCGUGAGCAACGGCCCCUCUGCGUUUGGUGGGAACUUGGCGUGGGAUGGGGAGGGUUUCUCGUUUCAUGGCCAGCAUGGGGAUGAUCGGUAG